Brassica oleracea var. oleracea is the source of this 1038-nucleotide messenger RNA. Its product is annotated as H/ACA ribonucleoprotein complex subunit 1-like. The record is from RefSeq and is a predicted model, not a curated record. Gene Ontology annotation, cellular component: nucleus; cytoplasm. Gene Ontology annotation, molecular function: RNA binding. NCBI's taxonomy places the organism in Eukaryota, Viridiplantae, Streptophyta, Magnoliopsida, Brassicales, Brassicaceae.
AUGGCAACUUUGAACCCUUUUGAUCUGUUGGGUGACGACGCAGAGGAUCCGAGCCAGAUCGCCGUCUCCAUCGCUGAUAAGCCCAAGAAACCUGCACCUGUUUCCGUCGUGUCUGCUAAGUCAUCUGCUCCGUCGAGGCAGCUUCCUCAACCUGUGAGAGAGGCUAGGAAUGAUGCUCCACGCGGCGGUGGACGUGGUGGUGGAGACCGAGGAUCUAGCCGUGGUGGUUACAACCGUGAUUUUAGAGGCGGUGAUGGUAACAGUGGAGGAUACAAUAAGCCCUCUGAGGAAGGGGGGGGGGGUUCAAAGCCUUUCUAUGAGAAACGUAGUGUACCUGGUGUGUAUGGCGGUGCUCCUCGCGGUGGUCGACGUGGUGAAGCUGGUGAAGGUGAACGUCCUCGAAGGACAUACGAGCGUCGUAGUGGAACUGGCAGAGGGGGUGACUUCAAAAGGGAAGAAGCUGGUCGUGGAAAUUGGGGAACAUCAGGAGAAGAACUAUUUGUCUCUUUUAGGGAGACUGAAGAAGUUGCUGGUGCUGAGAUUGAGAAGCCUGCUGGUGAUGAGGUUGCUGCUGAUGCUAAGAAGGAGAACACUGCUAACGUCGAGGAGCAGAAAGAGCCUGAGGAUAAGGAGAUGACUCUGGAUGAGUAUGAGAAAAUACUUGAGGAGAAGAAAAAGUCUCUUCAGUCUCAGACCACUUCUGAGAGGAAAGUUGAUACUAAAGUGUUUGAAUCAAUGCAACAACUCUCAAACAAGAAGUCUAACGAUGAAAUCUUUAUCAAACUGGGUUCUGAUAAGGACAAACGCAAAAACGACAAAGAAGAGAAGGCUAAGAAGGCUGUGAGCAUUAAUGAGUUUCUGAAACCAGCUGAGGGUGAGAACCACUACCGAGGAGGAGGCCGUGGUGGUGGUCGUGGAAGGGGACGUGGUGGUCGUGACCGCGGAGGUGUUUCUGGUGGUGUAUUUGAUGGUUACCGUAGUGAAGCUGCGUCUGCCAUCGGAGAUACUGCUCAGUUCCCAUCUCUUGGGGGCAAGUAA